AUGUGGUCUGCGUCGUCUGGCCGACUGGGCACCGUGCACGUUACUCUUUCAGAGUCAUAUUUUCAAGACGUCAGCGGACGAACAAGCCACAAUAAGAACACUCCAUUCACACAGGAAUUCGACACAGCUUAUCCGUUCGAGACAAUUCUAGCCAUUCUCAUAGCAAUCAUCUCACGCCUACAUCUACCUCCUGAGCUUGCGGGCACACGAAAACUAGCACCACACCCAGUUCGCAACGCAAUGGCAUCCGACGACAAUUUCGGGCCUGGCAAGCACUUCCGCAACCGCGCUGAGUACGAGGCCGCCUGGGCGGAAUUCGAUCGAGCACGAAGCUUUGAAGAUGAUGACGACGAAGAAGACGAAGAUGGAGGUCCUUCGUUCAUCCCCCGAUCAGAUCCCAAUGAUCCAAGCAGAAUCUUCCUCCGUCCAGCUCCUCGCUCUCCUGAUGCUCUUCUCCGCAACCUCUCCUUGACAGACGAGCAGAGACGACAGCAACUCCAGCCGCCAUCAAUUCCCACUCCCGCAGUCGUUCGUCCGGCCCCGAAGCACUUUCGACAAAUCAUACCACUGCCCCCUCGCCCUCCCGCGAGCGUUCAUCCGUCCCAGAAGCACUUUCGAGAACCCAUACCACUGCCUCCUCGCCCCACCGCCGCCGGAGUGCCAGGUCAGACUCCUUCGAACCGUUCAGGAAGACAGCAGUAUUUUUCCCAUGCGAUACCGAUUGUUGCGCCUCCCAGUGGACCACGCUCAAACCUCCCUUCCGCCCCUGCCCUGACGAUCCAGACUUCGCUACCACCACCACCACCACCACCACCACCGCCACCACAAGCACCGAGAACAAAACGCACCAAGAGGUCGAAUAAUUUCAUGCGCCUUCCUCGGGAAUACCCACGACCCAAUCCGCAGCAAUUUGGAGACAACAACACCGGAGCUUUAAUACCAUACACCUCCCAAGCCAUCCGACAUGUACCUUCUCAUCCCUCCCACCAUCCUCUCCCACCACCAAAUUCCCUCGUGCAGGCCCCAUAUAGCGACAGAAUAAAUCCAACCGCUCCAGCAAACCCAGUCGUCCAGGAAGAAGAUGCUCUCUCAUCACCAGAAGAGCUACGACGACGCGACGAGGAGACUUUUACAAGUAGUAGUAAUAACCGUGAAGCAGAAUCUUUUUCUGCCCUCGAACGACAGACCGAUUCCAGCUCGAGUACGUAUGAUACUGCUUCCGAAGACGUUCGAGGUCGCAGGGCUGGUUGGGGGGAGAUUUUGCCGGGAGAGGAGAGUUGGGCUGCGAAGAGGGGUGGGAGGGGGAUGUGA
Molecule: messenger RNA, 1311 nt
Organism: Sphaerulina musiva SO2202
Lineage: Eukaryota; Fungi; Ascomycota; Dothideomycetes; Mycosphaerellales; Mycosphaerellaceae
Exons: 2
Coding region: 1-1311 (436 amino acids)
Source: RefSeq, a predicted model, not a curated record